This is a messenger RNA of Piliocolobus tephrosceles (Ugandan red Colobus), 4706 nucleotides long. RefSeq names its product pyrin and HIN domain-containing protein 1. Lineage: Eukaryota; Metazoa; Chordata; Mammalia; Primates; Cercopithecidae. Gene Ontology annotation, cellular component: nucleolus; cytosol; nucleoplasm. The coding region runs from base 406 to 1824 and encodes 472 amino acids. Gene Ontology annotation, biological process: cellular response to interferon-beta; activation of innate immune response. Gene Ontology annotation, molecular function: double-stranded DNA binding. The record is from RefSeq and is a predicted model, not a curated record. The transcript is spliced from 9 exons.
UGCAGAUCUGCUGCUGGGUUCACACAACAUCGUCUGCCAGUUGGUGUCAUCUAUUUGACAUCUUGGGGCUACAGUACUCUGAAGGACAUCCACUGCCCUUAACAGAAAAAAUACUGCUGAGAAAAUGAUUUAACAGGACUCUCACCCUACCGAAGUUCAGUGCAUUUUCCAGGAUUUUCAAGGCUUCGAUGCUGUCAUGUUGCGAGCCCACUAUCCACUUGUGUUCCCAUGAAUAAUGAAGAAAAUCAUUUCAGGAGAUUAUAACAUCCUGUAUUUCAGUUUCUGAGAGCUUUACUGAUUGAUUUCCCUACUCAAAACAAUCCUCAUAUCCUACAUUUCUGAAGAUCUCAAUAUCUGGACUAUUGUUGAAGAAAUUCCCAGUAAGGCUCACUUAUAUCUUUAGAGAUGGCAAAUAACUACAAGAAAAUUGUUCUACUAAAAGGAUUGGAGGUCAUCAAUGAUUAUCAUUUUAGAAUUGUUAAGUCCUUACUGAGCAACGAUUUAAAACUUAAUCCAAAAAUGAAAGAAGAGUAUGACAAAAUUCAGAUUGCUGACUUGAUGGAAGAAAAGUUCCCAGGUGAUGCUGGUUUGGGCAAACUAAUAGAAUUCUUCACAGAAAUACCAGCACUGGGAGACCUUGCUGAAACUCUUAAAAGAGAAAAGUUAAAAGUUGUGAAUAAAAUGGAAUCCAUUCCAGUCAAAGGAACAACCCCAUCUAAAACGAGGAAACAGAAAGAAGUAGAUCCUGCUACACCUGCAUCCACCACAAGCAACACACUCACAGCUAAAGGAGCAGAGGAGACUCUUGGACUUCAGAAAAGAAGAAAACCAUCUGAAGAAGAGACUGGAACCAAGAGGAGUAAGAUGUCCAAAGAGCAGACUCAGCCUUCCUGCUCUGCAGAAGCCAGCAUGUCCACAGCCAUGGGCUGUUCCCCACCUCCCCAGACCUCAUCAUCAGCUCCACCCAACACUUCCUCAACUAAGAGCCUGAAACCAUUGGCCAACCGUCAGGCAACUCCCAGUAAAAAUAUUUUCCCAAAAGACCCAAUGAUCGUGAUGGUACUAAGUGCAACAAAGAUAUUUAAAUAUGAAUUCUCAGAAAAUGAGCAAAGAAGAAUGUUUCAUGCUACAGUGGCUACGCAGACACAGUUCUUUCAUGUGAAGGUUUUAAACAUCAACUUGAAGGGGAAAUUCAUUAAAAAGAGAAUCAUCAUUAUAUCACAUUAUUCUAAACAUAAUAGUCUCCUAGAGGUGAAUGAAGCCUCUUCUGUAUCUGAAGCUGGUCCUGACCAAAUGUUUGAGGUUCCAAAGGACAUCAUCAUAAGAGCAAAGAAAACUCCGAAGAUCAAUAUUCUUCGCCAACAAACUUCGGGAUAUAUUGUAUAUGGAUUAUAUAUGCUACAUACGAAAACUGUAAAUAGGAAGACAACAAUCUAUGAAAUUCAGGAUAAAACAGGAAGUAUGACUGUAGUAGGAAAAGGAGAAUGCCACGAUAUCCCCUGUGAAAAAGGAGAUAAGCUUCAACUCUUCUGCUUUCGACUGAGAAAGAGGGAAAAUAUGUCAAAACUGAUGUCAGAAAUGCAUAGUUUCAUCCAGAUACACAAAAAUACAAGCCAGAGAAGCCAUGACUCCAGGGGUAUGGCACUACCCCAGGAACGGAGUCAGCAUCCAAAACCUUCAGACGCUGGCACAACCCUACCUGAAAACCGUCCCAAGACUCCUCAGAUGCCGCCAACAACCCCAUCCAGCAGUUCCUUCACCAAGGCCUAUGGAUCAGAUGCCUAUAUCUUCAGUGAAUGGGCAGACAACUUGAAGCUAAGGUAAAAGGAAAACUGAGUCACUAUCCUCCAAUCUAGUAUAUUACCCAUUACCAAACGGCACUCGGACCAACCUUCUUGCUGCAUCCCUAAUACAUACGUACCAGUUGAAGACAGGACUCCUAUGUAAGGAGUUCUCAUUUUUUCAUUUUGUUUUGUUGCUGCUUUUGUUCUUAUUGACUGUUCCAUUCCAAUAAUUCAUAUUUCUCUGUACACUUUCUAAAAUUACUAUUUGUGGAUGGUGAUAUCAAUCUAGCCUCUUUGCCAUCUUACUUCACGUGGUUAGAUGAAUCCCAUUCCUAGUCAUUAUCAGCUCUGAUCCAUUUAUUCUCUGCUACAACUUUUAAAGACAAUCCGUUUCCUGAUGCAUAAUGGCUUAGACAUAAUGGAGCGACAGUUUCUAAGUUAUCUUGUCUAAAUACAUAAUACAGUCAUUUCUACAUUCAUAGGAAUUAUUCUGCUGUACAUAAAAUCCCUUAGAUACAAUAAUUUUAGAAAGAGGCACGUAUCUCCAUGGCCACCUACACCUAAAUGCACCAUGGACCUUUUCUGCUUUGGUGACCCACUCAAAGGUUGUCUCACCACUCAAUCUAUGAUUCACCAGCUGAGCAGGAAAGACUUGCCAUUUUACUCAUUUUGUGUAUGAUAUAGGUUCAUUAUGCUUUGGGAUCUAAACUCCAAAGAAGACAGAAGCAUGACCAUCUGUCAUGACUCAUCUAAAGCAUAGAUCGCAGAAUGGCAUGAGUCAUGAUCAGGGAUGGUAGUAGGGAGAAAUUACUAUGAGGAAAAUAAUCAACAACUAUUUAAAUUAAUAUCCAACCAAAGCUAAGAUCUUAGGCAUCCAAAUUCUGCUACUGUAAUGAAAAUGUUUUUAUUUAUAUUUUAUUAUGUAUAUUUAAUUUUUAAUGAUUAAGGGGGUACAAGUGCAGCUGUGUUAUAUGACUAACUAGCACAGUGGUGAAGUUGGGACUUUUAGUGUAUCCAUCACCUGGAUAGUGUAUGUUGUAACCAUUAGAUAAUCUCUCGUCCCUCACCCUACUCUCACACUUCCAUCUUUCUGAGUCUCCAAUGUCUCUUAUCACACAGCCUCUAUGUCCAAUAUCACUUCUUGGCCUUUCCACUAAGAUAACUGUAAUAUUUGAUCUUAUCAGUUUUGACUUAUUUUGAAGAGAUACUUGUUCAAUCCACUUUUAUCAAUGAGAUUAGACUACUAACUUUGGUAGAAGGGAAUAGAGACUAGCUUAUUUAAUAUUCUUCCUAUACCUCCUCAGUGAGAUUUUCUACAACUGGGUCAACAUAAAGCAUAAAACAUCUGUGAAUAGAGCAAACACACAAACCCUGCAUAUACUAUAACAAUGAAAAUAAUAAUGAUAUUUCUUCUUAUUGAGCAUUUACUGGAUUCUAAAGUAAAGCUAUGUUUAUUACAAAAUUUAUAGCAUAUAUUCUUUAUUGUAUAUCCAUGAAGAUGCAACAUAUAUCCCAUUUCACAUAUGAGAAUCAUGAGGUUCAAAGCAGUUAGAAAUCUCUCCGAAGUUAAUAAAGAUAAUUAGUGUUAGAUGCAAGAUUCACAUUCAACUUAGUCAACUAAAAAGUUUUUGUAGUUUAGGGAGUAUGUUUCUUCCAGUGAGAGAGUAAAUAUUAAAAUAUCUGUAUCAGUAAGCAUUUCAAAUGUGUUGAAUUUUACAUUUGGUUUUAUAAUCCAGACUCUUGAAGCUUCUAAAACAGGAUGAGGUACACAAGAUGACUAGGGUUUGUUGUCCUCACUAGGAAACCAUCAUAAGCAAACAGAUCUUUCAGCACUUUUCUUCCAUCUCCUUAAGGACAAAAGAAAAAUGCUAUGGAAAUCUACAAGUAGAAAUAAAUGAGAUCGAUUUGAUAUUGGAAGUAGAAUGUCCUUAAGUGCUUCCCUUAGUGAUAUUAGAGAGAGUCACAUAUGAUUUUCCGGACACCCACUAUCCUUACAUUAACAAGGUAUAAAAAAAGACAGGUAGUGGGAAUGCCCUAGUGAAGUCUGGAAUGGUUCUGAUUACUGUUGGGAAUCCUGAAGGAUUUUGGAUACCUGAUGCACAUCACGGGAUAACCAGAGCCCUGACUGGAACUGUGCUUUCAGAGAGUGCUGAUAGCAAAAUGAAGAUCAGUAUGCCCAAACAACCAACAGCUGAGUUUUCUGGGUCCUGAAGUGCAAAUUACAGGAAUCCUUUGCAUAUUUGCUUGAUGAAAAUGGCUUCCAUCCAUUUGGCUAACAUUGCUCUGAAACUUCUACCCUUAUAACCUAGAAGAUUAUUUAACAAAAAUAACUCCAGCACAGGUGCUUGACCAAGUUAGCCUAGACGAGUUUUCACCAGAAACAGAGCCAAGGCCCAAUCACACACCUAUAGAAUUUCAGUCAAUAAAAUGAAGGAUGAAUGCCAUUUGUGAAUGUGCAGGUGAAGAGGUUAGGAUAUCUAAAGUUAUGCUGUUUUCCAGAGAAAAUGCAAGAGGGAUGACAAUGUAAAAAGAAGAAAAGAAAAAAUAAAUUUAAAAAAGCAAAACAGAUAGAUGAUGAUAUAGAUACAGAUGAUAUAGAUAGAUAUAGGUAUAGAGGCAGAUACAUAAUCAGGCUUCAUCUCAUAGUGAAACCAUUAAUCAGAAAAGUCAAUAUUUUCCUCAGAACACAGAUGCCAGAAUCACCCGAACAUAUGACUCCAAUAAGUUAGUAUCCUCUCAAAAGUGGAUAGUCUGCAUAGGUAAGCUUCAGGCGUCAGAGAACCUCCAACUCUGAACCAUCCUCAGAUAUCACAGAAAAUGUCACAAACCCCACCUGGUAGUUCUUUAACCAAAGUACCAGCUUCUUGUUGCCAUUCUUUGUGCCUCCCUUUAUUAUAAUUAAAGGGAUAAUCAGUAUCUUGA